AUGUCUUCAAUGCAUCUCAAUCUCGUACCCCCGGUGGUGGAGGCAGGUCACGUUGAAGACUUGAUAAAGGCAGGAGAAACCAUUUCGGCGUCGUAUUCACCAGUUGGAAACUCGUUGGCCGUGUUUCUGACGACAUCGACAGAUGCCCAAGGGCCCAGAAAAGAAAACACUGACGAAGAAAUUCCACUUUACUUCGCCAGCACAGAUGCGGCUCCAACGUCUGAGAGACGUUUGUUCAUUACCGACACCAUUGUAAUUUUUUCGGCCUUCCAGUCCUUGUACCAAGAUCGAAUCGCUGGCAAUCCCCAAUGGAUGCAAGAUACCGAGACACUCUCAGUCGUUCGCAAACUCUCAAUCGAUUAUGUUAAUUUCAUUCGAGAAUACUGGACACGCUUAUCCUCCUCAUGUUUUUCUCAGGAUCGCACAGCAGUUGCAUCACCCUUGCAAUUCACCGUUGAUCAUUAUAGAUCCUUGUUCUCGUGCUUUUCAUUAUUUGUCAUCAUCUUCCUUCCUGAGCCCGAUUAUGAAGAUGCCCCGGUGGGAGAAGAGCUCAUGGAGUGGUUGAACAUCCAUUUCAUUGAACCGUCAACCGAAGAAGGAGACCACUUGAGUAGUCUCGAUCGUCCUUGGGAGGAUGACAAUUUCUGGUCAUAUCUAACAAGAGCUACCAUCCGCGGCCUCACAAAGGCCUCCGUGUUUUUCUUGAAAUCACUUUCCGAUCAUCCCUCUGAAUAUUUGCAUGAUCUAACUCAAGUGCUCAUACCCUUGAUCGACGGACAACCUCGGCUGCUGAAUUUUAGUGCUGAGCGUGAUUUCGCCUUUGCAUCGCGACGAUGGAGAGAGAAAGUCCACUCUCUGAGGGUCGAAAUGGACCGUGUUCCUGAAGAGGACCGUGAGGAUGACUUCGAUAACUGGUGGGAUCGCCUCAGCGAUAUCGUGGGCAUUCUCGAGGGUCGCGUGGACGUUCUCAAACGAGUAUGUGAAGAACUAGGCAGUGACUGGAAAGAAGUGUGCGCUGCUUGGGGUAUUUUUGUGGAUACCCGUUUACGAAGGCAGGAUCUCCCUGAUAUUGUUGCAGAAGUUCUCGAGUCGAUGCCUCCUGACCCUACCGUUUUGGAAGACAUGGUUCAUUCAGCCCUGUUUUCAGCGCAGAUGGAUCAGGCACUGUCGUAUGCGUCGCAGCUUGAUCGAUGGCUAGCAGCACACUUAGCAGAUCUAAUGGCCCCAAUUUCACUUAUCGAAACUGAUGUAGAGGAAGAAUCUGAGUUGUCCAAGCGUGACCAACACGUCUUGGCUUACGCCGAAUACCUCCUUUCCGACCCCACUUUAUGGCGAAUCACACUUGCCUAUAUGUAUUCCUGUGGAAACGUAGGAAAGGAGCGCGGAGACGAGGUCUUGAUGAGGGUUCCGUUACGCUUACAAGAGCAGAAGGCCGCUGAGAAUCGAGGGGAAAUGGAAGGCAUUGUAGGCACAUUACGAGACUUGAAUCAAGUUUGUUUCGAGUUCCAGAGGGAGGCGGCCCGGAGGGCCAUUUGCCGGAUCGCUGCUCAAAGCUUCGCCAGCGGAAAGGAUUACGCUCUUGCGAUCUCUUAUUCGAUAUCUGCAGAAGAUUGGUUUGGGUUAGGACGUAUUAUUGAUCGUCUGCUCGAAGAAUAUAUUCUCAGCGGUCCACAGGUUUUUGCUCGAUUUGCUUCGGAAAUUGCCCCUUCCUUGCAUGGGAUUGGAGCACGUACUGGAUUGCAAGGCGUGUUCAUACAUCGGCUCAUGUUCGUCGUGAGAUAUUCUCAAUUUCAUCAGUUACGCCUACAGCAUGAAUUUCGAGAUGCCGCCUCGGAUCUUGUCGUCCUUUUCCGUGAUGACGUUGCACCGAAAUCAUGGUGGGCGAUAUUACUCUGUGAUUCGGUGGAAUUGCUACAGCAUGGUCCUACCCUGCUAUUUUCUCCUUCAAGUGCAGCUGAGUUAUUGAAAAGGUUGGAAGAAAUUUCCAUUCGAACGAGUCAAGGAUCGGGUCAGGACUAUCUAGGUGUCUUGCUGAGACGAAUGAAGGGGGGAGGGGAGAAAGAAGCUCUAGAGCACAUGAAGACAGUGCGGCUGGCCCUGGCCAAGUAUUUCGCCCGAUGUGCUAUAGCUGGAUUCGAAGGGGACGGGGUACCGAAUUUGUGA
Desarmillaria tabescens is the source of this 2163-nucleotide messenger RNA. Its product is annotated as nucleoporin Nup85-like protein. Gene Ontology annotation, molecular function: structural constituent of nuclear pore. The record is from RefSeq and is a predicted model, not a curated record. Gene Ontology annotation, biological process: mRNA export from nucleus; protein import into nucleus; positive regulation of DNA-templated transcription. NCBI's taxonomy places the organism in Eukaryota, Fungi, Basidiomycota, Agaricomycetes, Agaricales, Physalacriaceae. The coding region runs from base 1 to 2163 and encodes 720 amino acids. Gene Ontology annotation, cellular component: nuclear pore outer ring. The transcript has 11 exons.